This is a messenger RNA of Ictalurus punctatus (channel catfish), 1934 nucleotides long. RefSeq names its product cerebellin-1. The record is from RefSeq and is a predicted model, not a curated record. Lineage: Eukaryota; Metazoa; Chordata; Actinopteri; Siluriformes; Ictaluridae. Bases 1067 to 1663 code for a protein of 198 amino acids. Gene Ontology annotation, cellular component: glutamatergic synapse; synaptic cleft. The transcript has 3 exons. Gene Ontology annotation, molecular function: protein binding.
UCCUUUUACAACAUUGUCUCAUCCUCUUAAGGGUUGUAGGAUGUAAAUAGAGUGACUAAAAAUAUAGGACCAGGGACAGGAUGCAUUGAAUCUGUAUAGUGCAUUUAGUAGGGAAAUGAAUACAUUUAGCCUAAGUGCUAUAGUAUAUUUUGAGUGAAUAAAAUAUGAAGUACUGAUAAUAAGACCUAUUGAAUCUGUGUCUUAUAUUCCAAAGAAAAGAUAGAGGCUGUACGAUCCCUUUGUAGGUCAAUAUUUUUGGUUUUUAUGGGUGUGUAGGUAGGUGAGUUUUUACAUGUUUUCCUGUGUUUUUGAAGGUUCACUGUAUAAUUUUGCAUGUAUUUUAUUGGUGUUUUUGAAAGCAUUUUGAAGUUGGUCUGUGUUAAGGAAUGUUACGGAGUGUGUAGUAGUCAGAUGGUUUCACAGUAUGUGCUUGCUGGGUGUCCGCAUGUUUGUGCGCAUAUGUCCUUGAUUUUCUAUGCCAAAGCAUGAUAUCAUCAUCUUGCACCCUCUGUAGUGGUUUUUUCCAUUCUGGUGUGUGCCAGGUUAUUCUAUGUUUGUCUACUGUCUUUUUUGCUUUGAAAUAACCAGGGUCACAUGAUAUUAAGAACAUGAUAAACUGGAUUCAAGUUAAUUCAGUUCAAGUCAGGAUUAUGAAAUCAGUAGCAAAUGUAUAUUUGUCUCUUCCUCUCUCUUCUCAUUUCAGAACAAACUCUGUUCCAAGCUUCACAGGUCCACCACAUCUCCUGUUUCAAGCCUGAUCGAUCUGCUUUCAUGUAGACUUUGCUGUUGGUCUGAUAUGCCUGAUGGAAAGUCUCUAAAAUAGGAGCAAAAGAAUAAUGGCAGGGAGCUUACAGUGAAUAAUAUAUAGAUAAAUAAAAUCAUUAGCUAGACAGAACUGGAUUUAUCCAAUUUGAGGUUCAAGCAGAGACUAUAAACUGUAGCUUCACAGCUCUGACAAGCAUAAUAUGUUUACAAAUUUCUAACUAUUCCUGUAUUUCACAUAAUUAUCUACAAUCACCAUCAAAGAAAGCAAAAAAGUAAAAUACAUAAUUUGAAGCAUAAGAAGAUGGAUGGUCCAGCAUUAGGCCACCUCGUUCUCUCUCUCUCUGGGAUCUUCCUUCUGUGUCCAUUGUUGGUGAAAACUCAGAAUGACACAGAGCCCAUUGUACUAGAGGGGAAGUGUUUGGUAGUGUGUGACUCCACUCCAACUACAGAACCAGGAGGUAAUGCACUGGGAAUGUCAGUUCGCUCCGGUUCGGGACGCGUUGCCUUUUCUGCUAUCCGCAACAAUAACCAUGAACCAUCAGAGAUGAGCAACCGGACAAUGACUAUUUAUUUUGAUCAGGUCUUGGUAAACAUUGGCAGCCAUUUUGACCCUGCACGGAGCAUCUUCCUGGCACCUAGAAAAGGGGUGUACAGCUUCAGCUUCCAUGUCGUCAAAGUUUACAAUAGACAGACAAUACAGGUAAGCUUGGUGUUGAAUGGUUGGCCAGUGAUUUCAGCCUUUGCAGGGGACCAGGAUGUGACACGUGAAGCGGCAACCAAUGCAGGACUGAUUACCAUGGAGAGAGGAGACAAGGCCUACCUCAAACUUGAGCGAGGAAACCUAAUGGGUGGCUGGAAGUAUUCAACCUUUUCUGGGUUUCUUGUUUUCCCUUUAUAGAAGGCAUCAUUUUUCAGAACUGUUCAUAUACCCUAAUUUCAUUCUUCUUUUUUUUCUGUUUUGAGCUAUUUAUCAUUAUAUUCCUAUGAUUUGCAUUAGCUACAUGAAUGACAUCUGAAACAGAUCAGAUGAAGACACUGGAACAAAUGUGUGACAUCCUGAUGUGGGAAUUUUAUUAAGAUCAAAGUGCAAACGGUUACAGAUGGAUACAUGGCCACAUACUCAUUUCUAUUUAUUAUCACCAGUGCCAUCUGUUAAUGUGGCAAAACAG